This is a messenger RNA of Metopolophium dirhodum (rose-grain aphid), 1272 nucleotides long. RefSeq lists its product as uncharacterized. The record is from RefSeq and is a predicted model, not a curated record. Bases 1 to 1272 code for a protein of 423 amino acids. The transcript has 3 exons. NCBI's taxonomy places the organism in Eukaryota, Metazoa, Arthropoda, Insecta, Hemiptera, Aphididae.
AUGAAUGAUGACGAUGAAUAUGCUAAUAAUAUUUCCAUCCCCGGAGAGACCAGGAAGUCAAUAGAAAUGGAUUUUUCAACUGAAGAACUUGCUAUAAUAGCUCUACUGCUCGAUGCCGACGAAGAAAAAAAAAAUCAAGCACACCGUAAGUAUUGGGUUCACCCAGCAUGGAAUAAGCGUGAAACUGAAGGUGAAUUUCAAACUUUAUACAAAGAACUUAUUGACGACGAAACCAAAUUCCAUGGAUACUUCAGGAUGACAAUGAAUACGUUCGAUAUUUUACUUAAAGCAGUUGAAAAUGACUUACAAAAACAGGACACCAAUUUUAGAAAAUGCAUACCACCUAGGCAUCGUUUGGCUGUAUGUUUAAGAUUUUUAGCAACGGGUGAUUCGCUUAAAACGAUCUCAUAUAGUUAUCGUUUGGGGCAUUCGACAGUAUAUGAAAUAGUGACAAAUACUUGCGAAGCCUUAGUCAAAACUUUAAUGCCUGAAGUAAUGCCAAUACCCACUAGCCAAAAAUGGAGAGACAUCGCAGAUGAGUUUUGGAAAUGUUGGAACUUUCCAAACUGUAUUGGAUCAUUGGACGGCAAGCAUGUAGUAAUCCAAGCACCGCCAAAUAGUGGGUCACUAUAUUUUAACUACAAAAAGACCUUUUCAGUGGUACUUAUGGCUCUCGUCGAUGCUCAUUAUAAUUUUAUUGUGGUAGAUGUAGGCGCGUAUGGUAGGAAUAGUGAUGGAGGUAUUCUAAUGAAUUCGAAACUAGGAAAAAGCUUAGAUAGUAAACAACUGAAUGUACCUUCAGAUACUGAACUUCCUGGAACUGAAAAUUUGGCACCAUUUGUGAUUUUAGGAGACGAGGCAUUCCCUUUAAAAACAUAUGUUAUGAGACCCUACCCUGGAAAACAGCUCGAUGAUAGUUCAAAAAGAGUAUAUAAUUAUCGUCAUUGCAGAGGAAGGAGAGUUGUUAAAAAUACGUUUGGUAUUUUGACACAAAAAUUUAGAAUAUUCAACCGAAGAAUCCAAGCAAAACCUGAAAAUGCUGACAAUAUAAUUUUAGCAACUUGUGUUUUGCAUAAUUUCAUUAAAAUAAAUGAAGGAAGGAUAACAUACAAUAGAGAAGAAAAUAUCAAUCCAGCAGUAGAUUUGACAUUACAAAAUAUUCCAAUACAGGGUGGAAAUGCAAGUCAACCAGCCUUUCAGGUGAGAGAACUUUUCAAAGAAUUUUUUAAUUCUACUGCUGGAUCAGUUUCAUGGCAAGAUGAUGUCAUAUAA